Condylura cristata (star-nosed mole) is the source of this 3644-nucleotide messenger RNA. RefSeq names its product integrin, alpha 2 (CD49B, alpha 2 subunit of VLA-2 receptor) (gene ITGA2). Gene Ontology annotation, cellular component: integrin complex; external side of plasma membrane. The record is from RefSeq and is a predicted model, not a curated record. Gene Ontology annotation, biological process: cell adhesion mediated by integrin; integrin-mediated signaling pathway; cell-cell adhesion. Lineage: Eukaryota; Metazoa; Chordata; Mammalia; Eulipotyphla; Talpidae. Gene Ontology annotation, molecular function: integrin binding. The transcript is spliced from 31 exons. Bases 1 to 3570 code for a protein of 1189 amino acids.
AUGGCCCAGAACACUGAGCAAGGAGGGUGGUGGAAAGUGAAGUCACCAGAUACACAAGGGUCAGAUCAGGAAGGAUCUUUGAAACCUGGAAUUUUAAAUUGUUGUAUGGCAUACAAUGUUGGUCUCACAGGAGCAAAAAUAUUUUCUGGUUCUUCAAGUGAACAGUUUGGCUAUGCAGUGCAGCAGCUUAUAAAUCCCAAAGGCAACUGGUUACUGGUUGGUUCACCUUGGAGUGGCUUUCCUGAAAACCGAAUGGGAGAUGUAUAUAAAUGUCCCAUCAAUCCAUCCACUGGGACAUGUGAAAAACUGAAUUUAGAAACUUCAACGAGCAUCCCCAAUGUGACUGAGAUGAAAACCAACAUGAGCCUUGGCUUAACACUCACCAGAAACAUGGGAUCUGGAGGAUUUCUUACUUGUGGUCCCCUGUGGGCCCAGCAGUGUGGAAGUCAGUACUACACAACUGGUGUUUGUUCGGACGUGAGUCCGGACUUCCAGCUCCUGGCCAGCUUCUCACCUGCAGUUCAGACCUGCCCUUCCCUCAUAGAUGUUGUGGUUGUGUGUGAUGAAUCAAACAGUAUUUAUCCCUGGGAUGCAGUAAAGAAUUUUUUGGAAAAAUUUGUAACCAGCCUCGAUAUAGGCCCCACCAAAACACAGGUGGGAUUAAUUCAAUAUGCUAAUAAUGCAAGAGUUGUGUUUAACCUGAACACUUUCAAAACCAAAGCUGAAAUGAUUAAAGCAACAAAACAGACAUAUCAACAUGGUGGUGACCUCACAAAUACAUUUAAAGCAAUUCAAUAUGCAAGAGAUUUCGCGUAUGCACCAGAUGCUGGUGGACGGCGAGGUGCCACCAAGAUAAUGGUGGUGGUAACUGAUGGAGAAUCGCAUGAUGGUUCAUGGUUGAGAACCGUGAUUGACCAAUGUAAUGAUGACAACAUAUUGAGGUUUGGCAUAGCAGUUCUUGGGUACUUAAACAGAAAUGCCCUUGACACUAAAAAUUUAAUAAAAGAAAUCAAAGCAAUUGCCAGUAUUCCAACAGAGAGGUACUUUUUCAAUGUGUCUGAUGAAGCAGCUCUACUUGAAAAGGCUGGAACAUUAGGAGAACAAAUUUUCAGCAUUGAAGGCACUGUUCAAGGGGGAGACAACUUCCAGAUGGAAAUGUCACAAGUGGGAUUCAGUGCAGAUUACUCUCCUCAAAAUAACAUUCUAAUGCUGGGUGCAGUUGGAGCAUAUACCUGGAGUGGGACUGUUGUCCAGAAGACAACUCAUGGACAAUUGAUCUUUCCUAAACAAGCCUUUGACCAAAUUCUGCAAGAUAGAAAUCACAGCUCAUAUUUAGGUUACUCUGUGGCUGCAAUUUCUACUAAAAACGGAGUCCACUUUGUUGCUGGUGCACCUCGAGCAAAUUACACUGGCCAGAUAGUGCAUUACAGUGUCAAUAAGAAUGGCAAUGUCACAAUUAUUCAGUCUCACAGAGGUGAACAGAUUGGGUCCUAUUUUGGGAGUGUGCUGUGUUCAGUUGAUGUGGAUAAAGACGCCAUUACGGAUGUGCUCUUGGUAGGUGCACCAAUGUACAUGAAUGACCUAAAGAAAGAGGAAGGAAGAGUCUACAUAUUUGUUAUCACAAAGGGCAUUUUGGGUGAGCGCAAAUUUCUUGAAGGCCCCAGUGGUGUUGAAAAUGCUCGGUUUGGUUCAGCAAUUGCAGCUCUCUCAGACAUCAACAUGGACGGCUUCAAUGACGUAAUAGUUGGUUCACCUUUGGAAAAUCAGAACUCUGGAGCUGUAUACAUCUACAAUGGUCACAAGGACACCAUUAAUUUGAAAUAUUCCCAGAAAAUCUUGGGGUCUGAUGGGGCCUUUAGGAGCCGUCUCCAGUACUUUGGGAGGUCCUUGGAUGGUUUUGGUGAUUUAAAUGGGGAUUCCAUCACCGAUGUGUCUGUGGGAGCCUUUGGAAAAGUGGUUCAGCUCUGGUCACAGAGUAUCGCUGAUGUAUCUGUAGAUGCUUCGUUCACACCAGAAAAGAUCACUUUGACCAACAAGAAUGCUGAGAUCAGCCUCCAACUCUGCUUCAGUGCCAAGUUCAGACCUACUAACUUAUCCAGUCAAGUGGCCAUCACAUAUAACAUCACAAUUGAUGCAAAUGAAUAUUCAUCCAGAGUAACCUCCAGGGGGUUAUUUAAAGAAAACAAUGAAAGGGGCCUGCAGAAGACUAUGAUAGUAGGUCAAGCCCAGACUUGCUCUGAGUACACCAUCCAUAUACAGGAGCCCUCUGAUGUUGUCAACUCCUUAGAGCUAUGUGUGAACACCAGUCUGGAAAACCCCGGCACUAGCCCUGCCCUUGAAGCCUACUCUGAAAUGGUCAAAGUCUUCCGUAUCCCUUUCUAUAAAGAAUGUGGUGAAGAUGGGGUUUGCAUCUCUGAUCUAGUUCUGGAUGUCCAGCAACAGAAUGCUACUCAAGACCAUCCCUUUAUUGUCAGCAACAAAAAUAAAAGGAUAACAUUUUCAGUAAAGCUGAAAAACAAAAAGGAGAUUGCAUACAACACUGGAAUUGUUGUUGAUUUUUCGGAAAACUUGUUUUUUGCUUCCUGGUCCAUGCCGGUUGAUGGGACUGAAGUAGCAUGCCAGGUGGCUUCCUCUCAGAAGUCUGUUACAUGUGAUGUCGGCUACCCUGCUGUAAAGAAAGAACAACAGGUGAAUUUCAAUAUUAGCUUUGACUUCAAUCUUCAAAACCUUCUGAAUCAAGCCUCCAUCCGUUUCCGAGCCAUAAGUGAAAGCCAUGAAGAAAACGAGGCAGACAAUAUGGUUGACUUCAGAAUUCCUCUCCUCUAUGAUGCUGAAAUUCACAUCACAAGAUCUACCAACAUAAAUUUCUAUGAAGUCUCUUCGAACGGCAGUGUUCCUUCUCUCGUGCACAAUUUUGAAGAUAUUGGUCCAAAAUUCAUCUUCUCUAUUAAGGUAUCAACAGGAAAUGUUCCAGUAAGCAUGGCAUUUGUGAACAUCCACAUCCCUCAAUACACCAAAGAAAAGAAUCCUCUCAUGUACCUGACAGAAGUGCACACAGAUCAGGCAGGUGACAUCAGUUGUGAUGCCACAGAAAAUCCACUGAAGAUAGGACAAACACCUGCUUCUGUAUCUUUCAAGAGUGAAAAUUUUCGGCCCAUAAAUGAAUUGAACUGCAGAACGGCUUCUUGUACUAAUCUUACUUGCUGGCUGAAAGACCUUCAAGUGAAGAAAGAAUACUUCCUUAACGUGUCUACUCGAAUUUGGAAUGGGACCUUUGCAGCAUCCACUUUCCAAACAGUACAGUUGACAGCAGCUGCGGAAAUUGACACCUACAACCCUCAGAUAUACGUGAUCAAAGAAAAUGCUGUCACGAUUCCUAUUACCAUCAUGAAGCCCCAUGAGAAAGCUGAAGUACCAACUGGAGUCAUCGUAGGAAGUAUACUUGCAGGACUCCUUUUGCUAUUAGCUCUGGUUGCAAUUUUAUGGAAGCUCGGCUUCUUCAAAAGAAAAUACGAAAAAAUGGCCAAAAACCCAGAUGAGAUUGACGAGACCACAGAGCUCAAUAGCUAGACACCAGCAGCUGUCACUGCGGUAGGAACUGACAGUGUCACCGCUAGGGUUUAUUAUUUACGUCAAUGGAUUUC